Molecule: messenger RNA, 1500 nt
Organism: Iphiclides podalirius (scarce swallowtail)
Lineage: Eukaryota; Metazoa; Arthropoda; Insecta; Lepidoptera; Papilionidae
Source: the annotation of a GenBank genome assembly
AUGAAAGUAGAAAGCGUCGUAGGUAUAGGUGCUAACAAAGAGGUCAAAUACGUGGGGGACCCUGGCGGAAGUACGGAGGAUGCGCGGCGUAACAGGACACUUCCUCCCCUUGCUCCUUCGCCGGCGCUCCUUAAACGCAGCGGCUAUGACACCGAAUCGAGUGACUAUUCAGAGGACUCGACGGCCUACGACGAUGCGGCGGCUGCAACCAAAAGCGCUGGGCAGAGGAAGAAUAUCAACAGGGGGCGUUGGACGAAGGAGGAGGACAAACGGCUCAAAAUGUACGUGAGCCUGUACAGCGAGAACUGGGAGGCGAUCGCCGCCCAGUUCACGGACCGAUCGGACGUCCAAUGCCAGCAGAGGUGGACGAAGGUCGUCAAUCCGGAGCUAGUCAAGGGGCCGUGGACGAAGGAGAGCUGGAGCGAGCCCUUGAACGAGUCGGCCCAGAGCAACUCGUCCGCCGCGAGCCAGCCCGCCUCGAAGCAGGUGCUGCACUUCAGGCAGCUGCUCAAAGAUCAGCUCAACAGCCUCCAGCAGGCGCGGCCCGCCUCCCCGCACGGCGCCCCCCACGCCCCCCCCACGCCCCCCACGCCCCCCACUCCGCCACAAACGCCCCCCACUCCGCCACAAACGCCCCCCACCCCGCCGCACAAGGCGCCCAAGCCCCCUCUUCCGCCUCCCACGCCCCCCACUCCGUCGCCCUCGUCGCCGCCGACACCAACGCCCACCCCGUUCAAAAUGGCGAUGGCCGAGCUGGGCAAGAAGUCCGGCCUGAGGUACGAGCCCUCCAGCCCCGGCCUGCUGGUCGAGGACAUCACCGAGAUGAUCCAGCGCGAGGAGAACUCCGACGGCACGGUGCAGCUCAGCGACUCCAUGCUCUCCUCCGCCGCAGACCAGGACGCCGCCACCACUCAGAGCAAGACCCUGGCGGGCGACAGCUCCGUGCUCUUCUCGCCCCCUUCCAUCGUGAAGCACUCGCUUCUAGAAGAGUCCAGCAGCCUGCACAGCAUCAUCAGCGGUGAGAACACCCCGCUGAACAACUACGACGAACUGGACAUAGAGGGCGCCAUCAGCGAGCGCACCAAGGUACAACACGGCCCCACUAACCCACCCGAACCCAACUACCGGAUAACAUACGAGCCGUACGCGCCGCGCGAAAAUCAAACCAAUCAGCACGCGUUCCGCAACAUAACGAAUCGCGAUUCGCGCGCCUCCUUCUCCCGCCUGAACGCCGAUAGGCUGAAAACGAUCGCGUCGCCGAACGAGCUCGCGUGCGACGGCGCCCUAUUGGCCCCCAAAAGCGCCCUGGCCAAUGCCCUGGCGGAGCACAUAUACAAAGUGACCAAUCAGAAGCCGUCCACCGCGCGCCUGGACGAGAUUUUGACCAAUAAGAUCGCCCCGAAGGACUACGCUCAGAAGGAGAACCAAUGGUGGCAGGCGGAGAAGGAUUCUGGACAGGGCGAUGAGAUGUUCUCCGAUUACUACAUGUUCUCGAACAUG